AUGGCGUUUCUCUUCAAGUCGAAAAAGAAUCAGCAGGAUAGAGCCGCACAUGGUCGAGAUGGUCCACCAUCAUCUGGGUCAAGCGGCUCGCCUGGCGCUGCUAAUCGAGUUGUACGGGAUGAAAAGGCUGCGCGUUCAACACCAACGGGGAGCCUCAAUUCAUUAGAAGAAGGCAGCCCAAUACAAGACCUCGACAAGUAUGCUGUGCGCCGUGCACCAGAGCCGGCCCAACAACCGCCGCCCCAGCAACAGCGAGAACACCCACAACAGCAACAGCUUCCACCGCAGCAGCCCCCUCCUCAAAGCGACUUACCUCUUCGCAAUGCCCCCCAGUCCAACCCAAAUGCAUCUCUGUUUCCGUGGUCGCAAAGGAGGCUCAACUACACCUCUUCGAUUCCGAGCCCCUUCCCCCGGUAUGGAGCUGCGGUCAAUGGCGUUUCGUCCAAAGAAGGCGAUAUCUAUGUCAUGGGAGGUCUUAUAAACAGUUCUACUGUGAAGGGCGAUCUGUGGAUGAUUGAAGCAGGUGGAAACAUGUCAUGCUACCCACUGCCGACUACUGCAGAAGGCCCUGGGCCAAGAGUAGGACAUGCAUCUUUGCUUGUUGGAAAUGCGUUCAUUGUCUAUGGUGGUGAUACCAAGAUUGACGAAGCCGAUGUGUUGGACGAAACGCUUUACCUGCUGAAUACAUCAACGAGACAAUGGUCUAGGGCAUUACCCGCCGGUACCCGGCCAUCGGGACGAUACGGACAUUCGCUCAACAUCAUCGGAUCCAAGAUUUAUAUCUUUGGUGGUCAGAUCGAGGGAUACUUCAUGAACGAUCUGGCCACGUUUGAUUUGAACCAGCUACAAUUGCCGACAAACCGAUGGGAGAUUCUUGUCGAAAAUAACGAGAACAACGUCUCGCCCAAGGGCAAAAUACCCCCAGCACGAACGAAUCACACCGUCAUUACUUACAAUGACAAAUUGUACCUCUUUGGUGGUACAAACGGUUUCCAAUGGUUCAACGAUGUUUGGUGCUUUGAUCCGGCCACUAUCCAGUGGACACAAUUGGACUGUAUAGGAUACAUUCCCGUUCCCCGUGAAGGUCACGCUGCAUCACUUGUUGAUGAUGUGAUGUACAUUUUUGGUGGACGUACGGAGGAGGGCGCAGACCUCGGGGAUCUGGCUGCCUUUCGCAUUUCUUCUCGACGCUGGUACACAUUUCAAAACAUGGGACCGACCCCUUCCGCCCGAUCUGGUCAUAGUAUGACGACUGUUGGCAAAUCCGUGGUCGUGGUUGGUGGAGAACCGAGCUCAGCGACAACUCAAGUCAAUGACCUAUCCAUCGUCUAUGUACUCGACACAACCAAAAUUCGAUAUCCCAACGAUGCGCAAAUCCAGUCAAAUACUCAGAAGAUGCAGCAGCAAAGGAGACCAAGCGGCAGUGAAGAGGUUGUCAGUAAUCAACGUGCUCUUCCUGCUCGUGAUGGCUCGAAUGGUCCAGGUCAGAGGCGCCCCCAGGAAGCGGGUCGACCAUCAAGCCCGUCAAAGGGGCCCAAUGGUUCUCAAAUGGAUGGCCCUGCUGGUGGUUCAAAACUCCCCAGGAUGGCACCUCCUCCAGGGCCUGUUGGACCUCCACCCUCAGGGCAACCGCCCAGACCUAAUGUCAACACUGCUAACGGAAGAGUGCGUAAUGCUUCUAUCGAGCGCAUUGAGAGAGACGCUGCUGGGUCUGGGUCGUCCAGCCCCAAUCUAAGAAACCAGUCGCCGAUCCUGCGCGAUGUUAUCAAGGAGGAGACUGCCACGGCUACCACGGCUGCGACCAAUGGCCGUCGUACCCCUAACCAGGGUCGCAAGCCAGAAAAUCCCCCCACUGCCAUGGAAGCGAGCAAGAACAGGUCAACUCGACAGACCAGAGGCCAGGGCUCAGUGGACAGCAUUACAGAGCCCAGUCAAAAGAUCAUGGCUAAUCGCCCUGCCUCUCCACCGCCACCUACCAGACAAAACAGCAAUCCGCUGAACCGAAGAAGCUCGGGUCGCAACUCGCAAACCGUGGUCCUGCUUAAAGAGCUUGACGCUGCCAGAAACCGCAAUGCUUGGUACGCAUCUGAGCUAGAGCUGGCACGCAAGUCAGGCUACACACCGAGUGCCGCCAUGAGUCCGACACUAGAGAGCCGCGCAGAAAGCUUUGACGACGAAGACAGACCUUUGAUCGAAGCUCUUCUUGCCAUGAGGCAAGAAUUGACCAAUGUACAGAACUCGGUCGACAAGCAGGCCAUCAUCGCUGCAAAGCAAAUUGCUGAAGCAGAACGCCAGCGCGACGCUGCGGUCCAAGAAGCAAUCUAUGCAAAGGCCAAGAUGGCGGCGCAUACAGGCAGUGCUUCGAGCACUCCGCAAAUGGACAGUGAUCGCGAUGAAAGCUUCCGCACUGUUGAGACCAACCGGAAGCUGGCUGCAGCCUUGAAUCUCCAGAGGGAUUUGCAAAACACACUGGAGCGCACCAAUUCCGACCUCGCCGCCGAAAAGCGUGCACGUCAACUGGCUGAUGAGACUGCAAAUGCUGCACAGAAACGCAUGUCGGACCUGGAGAUGUAUAAGCAGCAGACGUCUCUCGAGUUGCAGUCUUUAAGGGCAGAGUUGCAUAUUGCUCAACGAGAAUCUCGUGACCAUGCGACCACUGGCGCUGAAGCGGCUGCAGCUCUCGAUGCUCUUCGAGUAGAGCAUUCCGACCUUCGCAGCAAGUUUGAAGACAGUGACCUUGCUGAAAGGGACAAUGGUGCAGACCUGGAGUCUCUUCGGGCAGCUGUGGCAGCGUCCGAGGACAUGAGGACACAUCUCGAGUCGAAGCUGGAUGAAGAGCGGGCCUUGAAGGAAACGAUUGAGUCGAGACUGACAAAGUUCAAGGCUGAAUACGAGGCGCAGACUGCUGAGCUGGUUGCCGUCAGCCAACGACUGCGCGAUGCAGAAGAGCUUGCUGAGAGGCAUGCAAAUGAGGCCAAGACCCACCGCCAGGCUGUUAUUUCCGGUCUCGACAAGAUCUCACAGAAUGGCAUCAAGUCCAAGCAGGUUGACGCUGAUCGCAUUGCCGCGCUUCAGAACCAGAUCACUGCUGCCAAUAACUUGGUCAAGAAGUACCAGCAGGAAGCUGAUUCGGCAUCCGACAAGCUUCGCAGUGCUGAAGAGCGUAUUGCAGGCUUGGAGGCAUACCAAGAGCAGUCCAGUCGAGAGGGUGUCACGAUUCGCAGACAGCUUCAGGCUGCGCUCAAGGACACGCAAACACUUCAAGCCAUGAACUCUGACUUGAAGCACCAGCUCGCCAACCAACAACUCGAGACCAAUGCCAUGACCGUCCAACACAACACGCUCAAGGACAUUUUGACCGAGAGAGGUAUCAGCCCUACCGGACUUGCUCGCGUCAGAGGCAUCAACUCUAGAAAUGACUCUCCCGCCGGAGGUGACCUCGAACAGCAGCUGAUUGAGGCCCGUGCUGCGAAUGAUGAGUUGAGACAAAAUUUUGACUUGCAAGUCCAGCAGAAUGAGGCUACAUACAGGGAAAGGAUCACCCAACUCGAAAGCGAUUACCAAUCAGCCGUUCACUACGUCAAGGGUACUGAAAAAAUGCUCAAGCGGAUGAAGGAGGAACUAUCCAAGUACAAGUCCGACAAUGCUCGGCUCAAGAAUGAAAACCUCGAGCUCGAAGAAAGGUCCUUGAGCGCUGAGCCCAGUGGCGCUUCUGCCCCCGCGGACUGGGAUAGCCAACGCUCUCUUUUGGAGGAGAAGAUUGAGGUUCUGCAGGAGCAGGUCAAGAAUUCUUCCACUGAUCUGGAGACACAGCUGGCCGUGGUACGCCAGGAGCUCCAGACUGCCAAGCUUGAACGUGACCAUGCCACGCAGGCGACUGGUGAUGCUACACAGCGGCUUGUGGUGAUGGAGAAGGGGCUUGAGCAGAUGCAGCAAGAGAACGCGCUCCUGGAGAAGCGUGCUCAGGAUGCGGAGCAAAAGGUUGGCAUGCUCUUGGACCAAGUUGAGAACUCGGUCGAUCACUAUCGCAGGCAAAGUCGCCAGGCGCCCAGUAUUAUUGGCUCUGACGCAACAGCGACAGCGAUAGCGACACCCAGCGCGCACACCGCUGGCCAUCAGCGCCAAGAAAGCUCCGAAGCGGGUAGCAUGUAUGGCGGACUCGGUGAUGCUAGAAACAGCACUGCGCUAGACAAUCUGGCUGACGAACUUGACCAGCUGAGAUCAAAGUGGGAAGCUACCAACGAGAACUACCGUCUGUCGACGGCUUUUGACUUUGAUGGUGCCAACAACAAUAACGGCAAAAAGCACGAUGAGAGCGUCGGCGUCGGUCUCGGGCUCAGUGAGAGUCUUGCAGACUGGCGCAAGCGACUUGACUCUGACGAACACGAUGGUCAGAGUGCAAGACGGAUUUGA
Molecule: messenger RNA, 4413 nt
Organism: Pestalotiopsis fici W106-1
Lineage: Eukaryota; Fungi; Ascomycota; Sordariomycetes; Amphisphaeriales; Sporocadaceae
Exons: 4
Coding region: 1-4413 (1470 amino acids)
Biological process (GO): regulation of cell shape
Molecular function (GO): protein binding
Source: RefSeq, a predicted model, not a curated record